UGCUCCAUCGUCACAUGAUACAGUUGCUGCUGCGUGAUGACAUCACAGCUAGAGGCAGGUCAAGUUACUGUAGUUCGGUUUCUUCUUCCUUGUUCUUUCCCUUCAGUCAUCUACCGGCCCGGGCGAUCUAAAGCAAAGUAGACAGGCAUAAUGUCCCAUCAAACGGGCAUACAAGCUGCGGAGGAAGUGAAAGAGAUCUUUGCUAAGGCGAGGAACGGCGCCUAUCGCCUGCUGAAGGUCGUCAUUGAGAUGGAGACUCUGGUGCUGGGAGGCACCAAGCAUGCGUCUAAGAAGUGGGACCAGGAGUAUGAUGCCUAUGUGCUGCCUCUCCUACAGGAGGACAUGCCCUCCUACCUCCUGUACAGGCUGGACUCUACUAACAACCAGGGAUAUGAGUGGAUCUUCCUGGCCUGGUCACCUGACCGCUCACCUGUUAGACAGAAGAUGUUAUAUGCUGCUACAAGAGCUACACUGAAGAAGGAGUUUGGGGGUGGACACAUCAAAGAUGAAAUAUUUGGCACAGUGGAGGAUGAUGUGUCUCUGAGCGGGUACAGGAAGUACCUGAUAGCACAAGCUGCUCCACAACCACUGACUGCUGCUGAGGAGGAGCUGAGGCAGAUCAAACUGAGUGAGGUACAGACAGACAUCAGUGUGGACACUAAGCAGCAGACUCUGACGGGCGUGGCCUUCCCUAUGCAGCGAGACGCCAUCCAGGCUCUGGAACAGUUCAGAGAGAAGAAGAUCAACUACGUACAGCUGGAGAUAGAUUUUAGGAAUGAGUGUAUCAAGCUGUCCAGCACCACUCCUACAGAACUGAAGGAACUGCCCAAGAGGAUCCCCAAGGAUGCAGCCCGAUACCACUUCUUCCUGUACAAGCAUUCCCACGAGGGAGACUACCUCGAGUCUACAGUGUUCAUCUACUCCAUGCCGGGGUAUAAAUGUAGCAUCAGAGAGAGGAUGCUCUACUCCAGCUGUAAGAACCCUCUCAUCGAUACUGUGGAGAGCAACCUGCACAUCCAGAUAGCCAAAAAGCUGGAGAUUGAUAACGGUGAUGAGCUCACCGCAGAAUUCAUGUACGAAGAGGUCCACCCUAAGCAGCACGCACACAAGCAGGCCUUUCCCAAACCUAAAGGCCCCGCGGGAAGAAAGGGGGCGCCGGAUCACUAGACCACCAGGAGAUGGGGAAGAAGACUAAUAAAACACCCCUCCAUUUUAGUCCACAAUGGAACAUUCCGCUUAGUAUAUAAGAACCCUUUAUCUGGUUGAGUCCCAAAUGGCCCCCCUAUUCACUUUAUAGUGCACUACUGUUGACUAGGACCUAUAGGGCUCUGGUUAAAAGGAGUGCACUAUAUAGGGGAUAGGGUUCCAUGUAGGAUAUAGACCAUUGACAUGAAUCCCUCCUAAUGCCCUUUAACCUCAUAGACAACCAGCCUGUAGCCUAUAUGAACUAUGCACACACAGACCACCACACUAAUAUAAGCCAUGACACUCAAACCUGUGAACUUACUUACAUUAGUAGCAUGUUAUUUAGACAGACAGUAGGUGCUGUGUUUUCAUGAUGAGAGAGCAAGAGAGAGAGAGCGUGAACAUUUCCCUUUAGAGCUAUAGCUAAUGUUAUUUUAUUUCUCAUAUUAUUUGAGAAUGUUUUUAAGAUAUAUGGUUUCCAAUGCUGGUUCUGGAGAGCUGGAUGUGUUUUUAAAAUAUAUGGUUCCCAAUGCUGGUUCUGGAGGUUCCGGAGGGCUGGAGGUUCUGGAGAGCUGGAGGUAUGAGAGGAAAGACCUUGUGGUUUUUCUAGUGAGCAUGUGAUACUGAUCUGACCACUUCACCUUGUUAUUAGUGCUGAUUCAAUGCCGACAAUGUUGUAGCAGUUCUGUAACGCGUUGUGUAAAGUCAAUCAAUAGAGAAUGUUGUUCCACAACCGCUAGCCCUUCAGGAUCACAGUUGAGGACUGGGUCCUAUUCAUGUGACACUAAAUGGAGAAAACAGAGAGGGACCACCUAAACUUGUCCAGUAAGAAUAGCUUGUUUUCGCUUUCUGCUGAUAAAUGUUUGAAAACGUUUUGCUAUGGUGUGCCUAAUGAAUAGCACCAUGCUGAUGUAGAAGCUUGAUUUGGGAGAGAAGAGAGGCCAUGUGUGGGUCUGUGGAUGUUGUUAAGAAGCCUAAUGCUUUUGUAUACAUUUUACUGUAUGCAUCUAAUUUGUACUACCAAUACCAUGUCCAUAACAACUAUAUGAUUACGAGUCAGUCCAAAAUCUAGUAAGUGAUUUCUCUUUCCAUGUUCUUUUUAGUGAAGAAUGAAAAAUCCUAUAGAAAGUAUUUUUCUAGGUCUGUGAUGUACUGUAUGUGUGUAUGGUGAUCUGCGACUGAGAGGUCACAGCCUGAAUCAGUUGAGUGUCAACCGUUAUCUGUUUGUCGGUCUGUUUGAGAGAGAGAGUGCCUGGGUUCGUCCGGAAUGGCACCCCAUUCCCUAUAUAGUGCACUACUUUUGACCAGAGCCCAUCAGAAAAGGCACCCUAUUCCUUAUAUAGUACACUACUUUUGACCCAGGUGCCAUUUCAGACGCAGACGUGUUUGUCAAUCAGGGUUGCUCGUUUGUGCAUUUCACAUCAGUGAUAUUAAUCCCACAUAAUAUGCAAUGCUUUUCAACCACAAUGCUGCAGGUCUUUCCCCACGUGACACUGUGUGUAUGCAUGUCAUGUUUAUUAGAACCACAAUGAAGGGAAGGGACUGUGAUUCCCAGGUAAAAUGUCAUGGAGGAUCUGUCUACUGAUUCCAUGAAAAGGCAAACCACUAUGACAUGUUCGUCCUGUACUAGAUUACUAUGACAUUACGCAAUUCUGAAGGAGUCCUAGUAUGUUGAAACUAUCAUGUUAUGUUUCAAAUGUUUUUUUUUCUAUGAAUUAAAUUGUGUAAGGAAAUGAAAUAAAUUAAAAUAUUUAAAUUACAUUCA
Molecule: messenger RNA, 2950 nt
Organism: Salmo salar (Atlantic salmon)
Lineage: Eukaryota; Metazoa; Chordata; Actinopteri; Salmoniformes; Salmonidae
Product: twinfilin-1
Biological process (GO): actin filament depolymerization; barbed-end actin filament capping; positive regulation of neuron projection development
Cellular component (GO): actin filament; cytoplasm; myofibril
Molecular function (GO): actin monomer binding; actin filament binding
Source: RefSeq, a predicted model, not a curated record